Molecule: messenger RNA, 2559 nt
Organism: Pelobates cultripes (western spadefoot toad)
Lineage: Eukaryota; Metazoa; Chordata; Amphibia; Anura; Pelobatidae
Source: the annotation of a GenBank genome assembly
AUGUGUUCCGAUCAUUUUGCAGCAGAGGCAUACUCCACAGCUGGUCAAAGAAAAUUCCUAAAACCCGAUGCGGUUCCUACAAUUUUUGCAUGUAAUGAUGAAACCACACAAACCUCAAAAGAAAAACCAAAGCCACAUCUGUGCAUUAAACCUGAGCUAAUGGAAACAGAUGCCCCUGUGGUUACUUAUAUGAAUCUAGUACCAAGUAUAGCAACCAUUGAAAUUCAAGAAAACAGUGGAAUGUUUUCCUCAUACCCAUCUCAAAAUGAACUUCUGGACCACAACUACUCAGAAAAGUUAGAUUACUCUGUUUCAACAAGUACGUUCAUGUUUCACAAAGCCUCGAAUACCGAGGUGGUCAGAACAUCAAACAAGGGUACCGUAACAUCCAACUAUUAUGGAAAAAGGUCUUUGAAAACACAGACUUCUGUUUUUCAAGGAAAAAGGAACACACAGACUUCAACAAGAGAGGACCGUGUCAUGAAAGAUGCCUUCACAUGGACCGGACCUUUAGAGGACGACAUUAAAUUAUCAUCAGAUUACUAUAAGAAACCCUCUUUUACAGAUGCAUUUACACAGACUGAUAACACAAUCCAGUUUCCUGAGCUUCGGUCUACUCUGUCAAAGCCUCACACUGCAACAUUGGUAGAAACUCAGUUCAGACCUCAACCUGUUGGUGUCAUUUCAGGUAUACCCCUUGCAGUGGAGACAACGCCUCAACAACAUAUUACCACAGGCAAUCCAGAUUUGAUCCCUGAAUGCGAGGAACAUGUUGGAUACCGUACAUUUGAACGUACACCAGAAGAUUUUGUGUCUGAAAAGAAAUUUCUUGUGUUUGAUAGCUGUCUAGAUCAAUUGUUGUCAAAAGUGAAAUUCUCUUGCCACGCUGACACUUGCAAAUCAUCCAUAAUCACAGUUGAAAAGAACAUCAUUGGAACUUUAUUGACUGUUUAUUUAACAUGUGAAAAUAAUCACAGAAACCUUUUUUGGAGAAGCCAACCCAUGAUAGGGACUCAUUCCUGUGGAAAUAUCCUAUCAAGUGCGGCUGUUCUGUUAAGUGGUUUACAUUAUUCCAAAGUUCAUGAAAUGUUUAGCAUUUUAGGCAUGCCCUAUAUUUCAAAAACUGUUCACUCAUAUUACCAAAAACACUUUAUUUUUCCUGUUAUUCAUCUUCACCAUACCAAAGAUCGACAUAAUAUUAUUGAUAAUCUGAAGGACAAGGCAAUUUGCCUUUCUGGAGAUGGACAAAGUGGCCACCCUGUGUUCUCUAGAACAGUGUUUCCCAACCCAGUCCUCAAGGCACACCUACCAGUCCAGGAUUUAGGGAUUACCCAGUUGUGUCUAAGGUGUUUUUUUUCUUCUUUGUAAAAACACCUUAGACACAACUGGGUAAUCCCUAAAUCCUGGACUGGUAGGUGUGCCUUGAGGACUGGGUUGGGAAACACUGCUCUAGAAAAUAUUGCAUGUACACACUCAUAGAAGAAUCUACCCAAAAAAUUAUUGAAUGCAACACCAUUCAGGUAUCUGAAACCAAGUCAUCUGUUAAUCCGGAAUCCAAAGUGUUCCGGAAGUGUUUAAAAAAUGUUUUAGACGAAGGAUUGACAGUGGCUUAUUUAGCAACAGACAGGCAUAUUGGAAUAACUAAAAUCAUGCGAGAUGAAUACAGACAAAUAAACCAUCAGUUUGACUUAUGGCACCUUAAAAGAAAAUUGUCAAGACUUACCAAGCGGAAAAGAUGUAAACAGCUAAUACCUUGGCGAAAAGCCAUUAUAAAUCAAAUGUGGAUGUCAAGUUUGCACUGUAAAGGCAAUGUCAAUUUAAUGAGGGAACAGUGGAACUCUGUUCUUCUGCAUGUUGUUAAUCAGCACAGGUGGGAUUCUGGAACUCUGAUAGAUGGGUGCCCACAUUCAGAACUUUCGGAAAAGGAUAUGGGAAGAAGACCCUGGUUAGUUCGAGAUAGUCCAGUCCACUUACAACUUACAAACUUUGUUAAGAACAAACAGCUGCAAAAAGACCUUAAGCAAAUGGCACAUUUUUGCCACACUGGCAGUAUAGAUUUGUUCCGCAGUUUGGUUUUAAAGUUUUGCCCAAAGCAUGUACGUUUUUCCAAGGAUGGAAUGGCUGCCCGAAUCAAAUUGGCUGUUUUAGCACACAACACAAAUGUUGGUGUAAAACACUGGCAUGUGAAAAACAUUUCUAAAACUCAAACAGUUGACCACGUUUACCGCAUGUUGGCAGAUAUCCUCAGACAUGUGUCUGGAGAGCUGGAUCUUACUUGGGUUUCAGAAAGUUGUUUAUUUUCAGAGCUGCCUCAACGCAAUGGACACCGACAAGGGUUUUGUUAGAAAGACACCUCCUUAGUUUCAAACCAAGAAGGUUGUUAUCCUGAAGAUAUAGUAGAAACAUUGUUUGUUUUUCUACAUUUAUUCAAUACUCAGCAUCAGGAGGAUUAUUUCUGUUUAUAUGAUAUUAUUCCAACUUCCGAUCUAAAAGAAUAAUCUUUCUUGACACGUUGAAAUAAAGUUGUUAGGAGGAAGGUUUUUAAUUUUAUUUUCAAAA